Molecule: messenger RNA, 999 nt
Organism: Periconia digitata
Lineage: Eukaryota; Fungi; Ascomycota; Dothideomycetes; Pleosporales; Periconiaceae
Source: the annotation of a GenBank genome assembly
UUUCAAAGGGAUAUCAAACCGUUGCAUAAAAGAACAACUCGUUUGUACCGCAUUCAAUUUUUGACCAUUAUUAUUCUUUUCACAAGGACUGUCUGCCGUGGUCUCGCGUUCAAGAACAGUGCAAUGCGACGCUUAGCUACCCGUCUCGGUAUUGCUCGUCCAUCAUUCGAUCAAUGGUGUAGUACAGUAACGAUAGAGGAGGUCCAUGAGAUGACGACCGAACUUAUGGUAUCGGGGGUCCCCAACGACGUACCAUGCAUCUUCACAUCUGCAGAACUGGCAUUGCUCAAGCAGUUGCUAGGAACAUUCUCUAUAGAUAAAUCCGGUGAACUCAGCAUGGACGACAUAUAUUCUCAUAUUUAUCAAAACCAUCCGUCUUUGCGAACGCAAGUCCAGGCCGCAUACCCGAUUAUAUCCAUUCUUUUCCUCUCGCAUUGCAGUUUUCCAUUCACCAGCAGAGUUCCACUGACCAAGAAUACUGUUAUCCGCUCAAUUGGAUUUCUCACAUCCAGGAGUAAUUACAUGUUCUCGUACACGCGCAAAUUCAGCUCUGAAUAUGCGAUCCCACGUCGCGAAGUCCUCUCAAAUAUACAGUUCAUAUUCUCCGCGCUAGCUCAGCCCGAACGAUGCACUGGUGUGCCGACGAGAGCCGAUAUGCUCGAUGUCGUUUCUCGCAUCCACUAUCCACUCCCAUCGAACCCGUGUAUGGCCAAACGUCGGCCCAUUUCUCAAUUAUACCCAGUGGCGGACAGGCUUCUUGCGUCUUCUUCUGGGUCUGAACUGCCUCCAAGAGAGACUCUUACAGUUUCUGUUCCGUUGUUGAGACCACUAGCUGAACUUUGCGACGCGAUACAAAAUGAUGGUAGUGUUGAUGGGUGGAGCUUCCUCGAAGGCAAAAAUGUUUUGACCCAUGAAGAGUUUGUGCAGUGGGCUACAGCGAUAUCCCUAACGGUGUGCAUCGAGAAGCUUUUCGAAGUGUUUUUGGUACGCCCAAACUAA